Colletotrichum truncatum is the source of this 2019-nucleotide messenger RNA. Its product is annotated as tryptophan synthase. Gene Ontology annotation, biological process: L-tryptophan biosynthetic process. The record is from RefSeq and is a predicted model, not a curated record. Gene Ontology annotation, molecular function: tryptophan synthase activity. NCBI's taxonomy places the organism in Eukaryota, Fungi, Ascomycota, Sordariomycetes, Glomerellales, Glomerellaceae. Gene Ontology annotation, cellular component: cytoplasm.
AUGGAGAAGGGAGGUGCUGAUGUGAUUGAACUUGGCGCACCCUUCACCGACCCGAUUGCCGACGGCCCUACAAUUCAGACCUCCAACACUGUUGCGCUGCAACAUGGCGUCACGAUCGAGUCAACCCUCCAGAUGGUCAAGGACGCAAGGAAUCAGGGCCUCAAGGCGCCUGUGAUGUUGAUGGGAUACUACAACCCCCUCCUCAGCUACGGCGAGGAGAGGCUCCUGAACGACUGCAAGAGCGCCGGUGUCAACGGCUUCAUCGUCGUCGACCUUCCCCCCGAGGAGGCCAUCUCCUUCCGCAAGCUCUGCACCAAGGGCGGACUUUCAUAUGUUCCCCUGAUCGCCCCCGCCACAUCAGACGCCCGCAUGAAGAUUCUUUGCAAGCUGGCCGACUCCUUCAUCUACGUUGUGUCCCGUCAGGGUGUCACCGGUGCCCUCGGCUCCCUCAACGCCAACCUCCCCGCCCUCCUGGACCGCGUGAAGCAGUACAGCGGCGACAAGCCCGCGGCCGUCGGCUUCGGCGUCAGCACCCGCGAGCACUUCCUCAGCGUCGCCCAGCUCGCCGACGGUGUCGUCGUCGGUAGCCAGAUCAUCACCACCCUCCAGAAGGCCGCCCCCGGCGAGCUGUUCAACGACGUCGAGAAGUACUGCGCGUACCUCUGCGGCCGUGACGACGCCCAGAACGAGACCACCCGCGAGGUCGGCAUCGUCGAGGCCAUCGCCGGCGCCAAGGAGCCCCAGAACCCCACUGUCGACGCCAUCACCGCCGACCAGGACAGCGAGCUGGUCGCGCAGCUCGCCGCCAUGCACGGCAAGAUCCCCGAGCGCUUCGGCGAGUUCGGCGGCCAGUACGUCCCCGAGAGUUUGAUGGACUGCCUGUCGCAGCUGGAGGAGGGCUUCAACAAGAUCAAGGACGACCCGUCCUUCUGGGAGGAGUACCGUUCAUACUACGAGUACAUGGGCCGUCCCGGCCACCUGCACCUGGCGGAGCGCCUGACGGAGCACGCCGGCGGUGCCAACAUCUGGCUGAAGCGUGAGGACCUGAACCACACCGGUUCGCACAAGAUCAACAACGCUCUGGGCCAGCUGCUCCUCGCCAAGCGCCUCGGAAAGACCAAGAUCAUCGCCGAGACGGGCGCCGGCCAGCACGGUGUCGCCACGGCGACGGUGUGCGCCAAGUUCGGCAUGGAGUGCACGGUGUACAUGGGCGCCGAGGACGUCCGCAGGCAGGCGCUGAACGUGUUCCGCAUGAAGCUCCUGGGCGCCAAGGUCGUCGCCGUCGAGGCCGGGAGCAAGACGCUGCGUGACGCCGUCAACGAGGCCAUGCGCGCCUGGGUCGUCGAGCUCGACACCACCCACUACAUCAUCGGCUCCGCCAUCGGCCCUCACCCCUUCCCCACCAUCGUCCGCACCUUCCAGUCCGUCAUCGGCAACGAGACGAAGCAGCAGAUGCUCGAGAAGAGGGGCAAGCUGCCCGACGCCGUCGUCGCCUGCGUCGGUGGCGGCAGCAACGCCGUCGGCAUGUUCUACCCCUUCGCCAACGACCCCUCCGUCAAGCUCCUCGGAGUCGAGGCCGGCGGCGACGGUAUCGACACCGCCAGGCACAGCGCCACCCUCUCCGGCGGCAGCAAGGGCGUCCUGCACGGCGUCAAGACCUACAUCCUCCAGGACAAGCACGGCCAGGUCGCCGAGACUCACUCCGUGUCCGCCGGCCUGGACUACCCCGGUGUCGGCCCCGAGCUGAGCUCCUGGAAGGACAGCGAGCGCGCCAAGUACGUCGCCGCCACCGACGCCGAGGCGUUCAUCGGCUUCCGCCUCAUGAGCCAGCUCGAGGGUAUCAUUCCUGCCCUCGAAUCGGCGCACGGCAUCUACGGCGCCAUCGAGCUCGCCAAGACGAUGAAGAAGGACGAGGACAUUGUCAUCUGCCUGAGUGGCCGUGGCGACAAGGACGUGCAGAGCGUCGCUGACGAGCUUCCCAAGCUGGGACCCAAGAUUGGCUGGGACUUGCGUUUUUAG